ACAUGUUGGUGAGAGAUUGUACCAGGAGGCAGCGUUAACCGGUAGAACCAGUCAGGGUGAAGGAACAGUCGGGCGUUUCACCUUAACGUUUAAUCUUAACGUGUACAAGUGUUCUUGUUAAACGCCUCUGAACGCUGUGACACCUCCACCGCCACCUUUUCAUCGUCGAGGCUGGAGGAGGGAUGGUUUUUACUGGACCUUUAACAACUUUUGGUGAAAGAUGUCUUGUAUUUUGGUCCGUCUGUUUGUGGUUGUCCUCGUGAUUGAGAAAUCCACCUCCUCUUCAAGGGACGACCCGACCCCUUCAUGCCCGCCUCACUGGUCCCUGUUGGGGGGGAGAUGCUUUGCCUUCUACCCUGUGUGGAGCUCUUGGAGCGUUGCCAGUUCUUUGUGCUCUCAAACAGGUGGCCACCUUGUGUCUCUUCACACGCCAGAGGACGUUCAGUUUGUCCUCCAGCUAGCGAACUCAAACGUUCCAGUGUGGCUCGGUGGAUACCAGGAGCAACAGAAUGGCUCCUGGUUUUGGAGCGACGGCUCCUCCUUCAGGAGCAGCAACUGGACCAAUCAGGAGAGGGAAAAGGUGGAGGAGGGCGGGGCUUGCAUGGAAAUGGAUCUAAAAAGUGGAGAGUUGAACAGCGCCCCCUGUGGAGAACUCAGAUUCUACAUCUGCUCCACCAGAGCCAGCUCCGCCUCCAGUGUCUGUAGCAGCAGCAGCAGCAAGAAACUUCUUAAUUCAGAUAUCGUCCCCGGUGUGAGUUUGUUCGACGUCGUGUGGAGUAACAACGAUUUGUUGGCGGAGGAAACUCUCAUGUCAUCCUCGUUCCUCGGAGAUCUGAGGGACGGUCGUGUGACGGAGCGCCGCUACUCCGACUUCAUGCAGCAGGAGGCGCUGUGUCUGCACAGAGUCGGCGGCACGCUGGAGGCCCUGAUUGUUAAUAAUCCAGUGGAGGCCGGAGACAUGAGGUCACUACUGAUCGACACACUUGAACAAUACAACAGUAGGAACCAGAGUCUCGUCGAUUCCCCUCCCCCAAAGUGGCUCCAGUACUCGCUCCAGACCCUCCACUCCGUGGUUCUGGAGGAACCCGUCUACUGGCUGGUGGCUCUGUCGGCUCGGGCCGGCCUCCGAAAUUACCUGGCUAAGAGGCUGCUGGCCGAGGUCAAGCCGCCGACGUCCGAGUCCGGACUCCUGUACCAGGAGUGGAGCCAAGAAAGUCUGAAGGAGGCUGCCUGGAUAGACCGCUAUAAGAAGGUGCUUGAAGAACACCAGGACCAGGUGGACACGUAUAAAGCCAUUAACAUCUUCAGGGAGCACAUGGUGAACCAGAAGAGUCUCUACAAGUAUGUUUAAGGCUGAGUUAUCAGGUCCAUGUGGAGACGAGUCCUGGUGCUGGCGUUUCUCACUUAUGUCUGAAGAAGGACCUGCUGGUUUAAAUGGGAGCUUCUGCAGGUGUGCAGAUUAUUUCUACAGUUUUUCACUAGUGUUUAAAAUAUUUCUAUAUGGAAUGAAACUUUGAAUAUAUGGAAUGAAACUGAUUAUAAUGUCUGUCAUUUUGGUAAAAGUUUCUCUCUCUGGCCUUCAGGACUAUUUACUAUGAAUACUGUGACAUAUGAAGGAGAAGUAUGGUCUCUAUUUGAAUCACUGACAUUCAGGGAUGUUAACAUGUGAGGAGGGAAAACUAAUACCUUGGAGAUUUGAAAUAAAGAGAAACGGUUAAAAGUA
Messenger RNA from Mugil cephalus (flathead mullet), 1723 nucleotides. RefSeq lists its product as uncharacterized. The coding region runs from base 221 to 1351 and encodes 376 amino acids. Lineage: Eukaryota; Metazoa; Chordata; Actinopteri; Mugiliformes; Mugilidae. The transcript is spliced from 11 exons. The record is from RefSeq and is a predicted model, not a curated record. Gene Ontology annotation, molecular function: signaling receptor activity.